GCGGCUUGGGUCGCGUUUACCCCUCCUACUUCUGCUCUUCAACUCCUCUAACCGCUAUAAAUAGCUUUUCCUCCAUCAUCGCUAUAUCCUCCAAUAAUUCAGUUGUUCUUCUCCUUGUUGGCUGAGACAGGCAGAAGGCAUGGUUCGCGGGACGCUCGAAGUCCUCCUCGUCGGAGCCAAAGGCCUCGAGGGCACCGAUUUCCUCAGCAACAUGGAUCCCUAUGCAAUCCUCACAUACCGGUCACAGGAACAGAGGAGCAGCGUCGCAUCUGGGAAAGGCUGUACUCCUGAAUGGAACGAGAGCUUUGUGUUCACCAUCUCCGACGGUGUCGCAGAACUCACCAUCAAGCUCAAGGACAGCGAUAUGUGCACGGCCGAUGAUUCCGUUGGAGAUGCAACCAUUCCUUUAGAAGCAGUCUUUCAAGAAGGAAGACUCCCUCCUACUGUCUACAAUGUUGUCAAGGAUCAAAAAUAUUUUGGAGAGAUUAAAAUUGCUCUAUCCUUCACUCCAGAAGAAAAUACUGAUCGGGAUUUCGACAAGGAGAGCUAUGGUGGAUGGAAACAAUCCUCCUGAAAGCAUGAUGUGUUUCGUCACAUUCUACUUCAAUGUAAAGUGUGUUAGAUCAUAUUCUUCUGAUCCAUUUGAAAAUGCUAAUUAAUCUAAAAUGUACUUCAUUUGCUCAACUUCGUUAAUCAAU
Zingiber officinale is the source of this 698-nucleotide messenger RNA. Its product is annotated as elicitor-responsive protein 3-like. The record is from RefSeq and is a predicted model, not a curated record. Lineage: Eukaryota; Viridiplantae; Streptophyta; Magnoliopsida; Zingiberales; Zingiberaceae. The coding region runs from base 140 to 574 and encodes 144 amino acids. The transcript is spliced from 5 exons.